This is a messenger RNA of Microtus ochrogaster (prairie vole), 4293 nucleotides long. RefSeq names its product upstream binding protein 1 (gene Ubp1). Gene Ontology annotation, biological process: regulation of transcription by RNA polymerase II. Gene Ontology annotation, cellular component: nucleus. NCBI's taxonomy places the organism in Eukaryota, Metazoa, Chordata, Mammalia, Rodentia, Cricetidae. The record is from RefSeq and is a predicted model, not a curated record. Gene Ontology annotation, molecular function: RNA polymerase II cis-regulatory region sequence-specific DNA binding; DNA-binding transcription activator activity, RNA polymerase II-specific.
UCGCUCCCGCUGCAGCUGCUGACCGGCGCGCUGAGCCCUGACAGCUGGGCCUCGGCCGCUCUCGUCUCGGCCGCGUCCCGGGCCGCCGCUAGUGACCAUUCGUCGCGCCGCCGGAGGCUUCACCCGCGCCCUCCCUCAGGACGCUCCCGCGGAGCUCGGGGGCCUUCGCCCCGGACCCGGAGGCCGCGCUGCGCGGGCCGGCGGCGAGGCCGGAAGAUGGCCUGGGUGCUCAAGAUGGACGAGGUGAUCGAGUCCGGGCUGGUGCACGACUUCGACUCCAGCCUGUCGGGCAUCGGGCAGGAGCUGGGCGCCGGCGCCUACAGCAUGAGUGAUGUGUUAGCCUUGCCCAUUUUCAAGCAAGAAGAUUCCAGCCUUUCCUUGGAUGGUGAGGCCAAGCACCCCCCCUUUCAGUAUGUGAUGUGUGCUGCAACUUCGCCAGCCGUGAAACUGCAUGACGAGACUCUCACUUACUUGAACCAAGGCCAAUCUUAUGAAAUUCGGAUGCUGGAUAAUCGCAAAAUGGGAGAUAUGCCUGAGAUCAGUGGAAAAUUAGUAAAGAGCAUCAUAAGGGUGGUGUUCCAUGACAGACGGCUACAGUAUACAGAGCAUCAGCAGCUUGAAGGCUGGAAGUGGAACCGCCCAGGAGACAGACUUCUCGAUUUAGAUAUUCCAAUGUCUGUGGGAAUAAUUGACACAAGGACAAAUCCAAGCCAGUUAAAUGCAGUUGAAUUUCUGUGGGACCCUGCAAAGCGCACAUCUGCCUUCAUUCAGGUACACUGCAUCAGCACAGAAUUCACCCCACGUAAGCAUGGAGGUGAAAAGGGAGUGCCUUUUAGGAUCCAGGUUGACACCUUUAAACAGAAUGAAAAUGGAGAAUACACAGAUCAUCUUCACUCAGCUAGCUGCCAAAUCAAAGUCUUUAAGCCUAAAGGUGCAGAUAGGAAACAAAAAACUGACCGAGAAAAGAUGGAAAAGAGAACAGCUCAUGAAAAAGAAAAAUAUCAGCCAUCUUACGACACCACCAUCCUCACAGAGAUGAGGCUUGAGCCUAUAAUUGAAGAUGCAGUUGAACAUGAGCAGAAAAAGUCCAGCAAGCGGACUUUGCCAGCAGACUACGGUGAUUCUCUGGCAAAGCGAGGCAGUUGUUCUCCGUGGCCCGACACCCCCACAGCCUAUGUGAAUAACAGCCCUUCCCCAGCGCCCACUUUCACCUCCUCACAGCAGAGCACGUGCAGUAUCCCAGACAGCAAUUCUUCAUCCCCAAAUCACCAGGGAGAUGGAGUUGCACAGUCAUCUGGGGAACAAAUUCAGCCUUCAGCUACAACCCAGGAAACACAGCAGUGGCUGCUUAAAAACAGGUUUUCUUCCUAUACAAGACUGUUCUCUAAUUUUUCAGGUGCCGACUUAUUAAAGCUGACAAAGGAGGAUUUAGUUCAGAUUUGUGGUGCAGCCGAUGGAAUUAGGCUCUAUAAUUCCCUGAAGUCAAGGUCGGUUAGGCCCCGAUUAACCAUCUAUGUCUGCCAGGAGCAGCCGAAUAGCACUGUGCUGCAAGGGCAGCCACAAGCUGCAGGCAGUGGAGGCGAGAAUGGCAGUGGGACACCCUGCGUUUAUCAUGCAAUCUACUUGGAAGAAAUGGUUGCCUCAGAAGUUGCUCGAAAACUUGCCUCGGUGUUUAAUAUUCCUUUUCACCAAAUUAACCAGGUUUACAGACAGGGCCCUACUGGUAUCCACAUUCUUGUUAGUGACCAGAUGGUUCAGAACUUUCAAGACGAGAGUUGUUUUUUAUUCUCCACAGUGAAAGGUACUUUCCAUGUGUGUGUGCCUUGGCAUGUUGUGAUCAUGAAGGGCGGUGUGCCCCAUAGCAGCUCUCUUGUGUGUGCAUAUUCUAUUUUUUGUUUAUUUUUGUUUAUUCCAGUCAGGGUUUCUCUGUGUAGCCCAGGCUGACCUGGAACUAGCUCUGAAGACCAGGCUGGCCUCCUGAGUAUUACAAUUACAGGCACCACUGCCUAGCUGUGCAUGAAUAUUCUUGAGAAAGAUGUUUUGAUGUUUUUGCUAAUUUUAAGAGAUUGGAACAUGGAUGAACAGUAUUUUUAGUGUCUCUAAUAGAAAUUAUUUAGCAAAUACAGAAAGAGUUAGGUUUUCUAGAUGACUGGCCAUUCUGCCAGUAUUGCUGAGCGAUGUAUCCAAGACUGUGUUAGUGCUUGGAUGAAACAAGGGUAGUGGGAAAAGUCAGAAUUGGUCACAGGCACAGAAACUGACCAGUAUUGGGUGUUGUGAAGAAAUAAAGUGUGGGGAAUAUGGGGGAGGGGAAGCAUUGAGCUGUUAACAGAAGGCUUUUCUGAGGUGAUUUGAGAAAUGAGCUGGCCACAGGACUAGCCCAACGACAGCACGGGACUGUGCAAAAGAAUGCACUUGGCAUUUGUGAGGGCUGGAAGGCAGCCAUGCAGCUGCCAUGUAGGGUGAGGGUGAGCAGAGCAGAGUGGGGUCAGGGAGAGAGGCAGCUCCUGGCAUGCAGUGAUGGCUGCUGACGUUGGUCACUGGAUCUUAUUUCAGAUGGGUUGGGAAGUCAGGGAAGUGGUUUAAACAAAGGAGUAAUGAGAUUGGGUUUUUCUUCUACAACUGUGGAGAUAACAAGAUAGCAAAACUGGAGUAGGCAGUCGAUCUAGGCAAGAGGUGAUGGGAGUGUCUGGACAUGUGGACAGGGCCCAUUUGGCUCCCUGUUUGAUGGGGAGUAGUUGUGACUGCCAGGGCAGGUGGCUGCCUCAUCAAAGAGGUAAGUAAGGCUGAUGCAGAACAACUUCAUGUCAAGCAGGCAGCUAAUUGUACCAUUCUGAGGUUCCUUAGGCUUGAGGUACUAAUUUAGAAAUUUUCAUGUCAGUAGUGACUAAGAGCUGGGCAGGCUGUACAAGAGCUAAUUAGGGCGUAGUGUGGGAAGAGACCAGGCCAGGUCAAGUGAGCUCAAAACUACAAAGUUAGAGAGGGAAGGGCUUCAUGAAGGCAGAACAUGGGUUAAAAUCAGCUAUACUAGUCUCAGCAUAGGACCCCCACCCAGAAGAGGACAAGGUCUCAAGUCCCCCUCUCCUGAUAGUCACUCUGCAAAGAAGCAGCCCCAAAGGGUUGAAAUUACAAAAUGUUGUUCAUAUGCCACUGGCUAUCGAGCUACCUCAAGAUUCAAGACAGCAGUGAACUGGCUCACUUCUUAGUCAUAUGCAGAAACACCUUUAAUUUCAAAACCAUAUAACUUUUACCUUGCAAAAUUCCAGAAACCCAUGCUUAAUCAUGUACUUGUAUCUUGUGAAACUAGUGGUUGUUUGCAGCAUUAGUCCUCACGGACUUCUCCGGUCUUAGUUUACCAUUUGUGAGACUUGGAACCCAUGAAAGCCUUCUUUCUGUUUUUAUGAAUGCCUCCACUGCCUCUCACAAUUUCCUGAGGCCAUUAGGCAAAGAGUUGUUAUGUAUCUGCCUCUGCGGGUUCAGCUUUCCAGGAGAGAAAGAUGGAUGCCUACAGCAGAACCUUCAGGCUGCCUGCACAUUUUGUGCAGGGCUUUUUCAGCUUUACCCUGAAAAAGCACAUAGUGCUUUGGUCUAUUUUACUUCUAGCAUACAAGGGUUCCUGCUGCUGUUCUUACAAGCCCUUCCCUGUAGGGCCAGCAAGAGGUGCAGGGGCUGGAGUCCCCGAGCAGUGUUCCAGGGAAUGGGUAUAGAGUUGUCGAAGGGAAGCAGAACUAGAACAAAGCAAUUAACUUUUUAUCAAGCUGUAACCUCUGAAGCAGAUUGUACGUUUCCAUCUUUAAUAAUGUUUCUUUUCUAAGUUUAGGGUUUUUUUUUAACUUUUCCCCUUUUUUCUUGGCAGCUGAAAAUAAUGAUGGUAUUCACAUAAUUUUGAAGUGAUACCUUAUACAGACUGAACUCUAUUCAGUACCAAAUAAAGUCAUGCUUAAAGUGUGUGAAGACUGAAUCCAAGAAGUCUUGGGAUUGGAUUUUACUGUGAAAUGUUUCAUAUUGAAAACACAAGAUGACCUUCCUAAUGAGCUGUAGGAGAGACAAGUCUCCUCAUUGUCACUGCCACAGCCCAGCCCCUCAUGAGAGUGAGCACAUCAGUCGACGUGCAACCAGCUCCCGGCCCAUGGUGUGGGCACCGGGGCCAGUGGACAGAGUUCCCAGAAGCAGUCUCUGCUGGCUUUGACACUGUAUGCGGUUUGAAAAUGAAUGUAAAAACUCAACCGUGGGCAUUUACCUUUCUAUGCCAGUUUGGCUUCUGUUGCCUGACCCUUAUGCUGACCUGGGGAGGAG